AUGGCAGCCAGCAAUACAAGGGAGAUGGAUGUUUGGGGCAUUGAAUUAGCCUAUAGAGUUUUGAAUGUCUCUAUUAUCCCAGGGGCUUUCCUCAUUCUCACAUGUCUUUAUUUCAUCCGAAACAUUUACUUCCAUCCUCUUAGCGAGCACCCCGGACCGAGACUCUGGGCGGCAACUCGACUGCCAUGGUGCUGGCACCAAUACCGAGGCAAUUUGAACCACCGCCUGCAAGAGCUCCACGAACAAUACGGGACGGCGGUGAGGGUAGCUCCUGACGAGAUCUCAUAUAUCUCAGCCACGGCUUGGAGGACGAUAUACGGACAGAGAUCCGUUGAGAUGCCUAAAGAUCCUAACUUCUCUCUUCUCACACCUUCAGGUGUGCAAAACAUCCUCACAGCAGACCGCAAAACACAUACGCGCCAGCGACGCCUGCUGUCGCAUGCCUUUUCGGAGAAGGCGUUGCGGGAACAGGAACCCAUCCUGCAGACCUACUGCACGAAGUUGUGUGCCCAGCUAGAAGAGCGCUGCAGCAGCGGCCCGGUCGACCUCUUUGACUGGUACACAUUUGCUACGUUUGACCUCGUUGGUGACCUUGCUUUUGGCCAGAGCUUCGGCUGUCUCGAGACGGGCGUGGCUUCGCCAUUCGUUGAGUCUAUCAAGACGGGCUCUCAGGAGCUAAUGGUGAAUCAAAUGCUGCGCUAUUACCAUAUAAUGUUUCUUCGUCCGCUAUUUGCUUUACUGGGACCAUCUAGCACGACAGGCUCGCGAGCGGCCAAUAUGCGCCGCGCUGCAGAAACAGUCCGUUGUCGUUUAGCUCGUGGUCCGACGGCAGACCGUAAGGAUUUUUGGCACCACGUCCUAACGCACAUCGCCGAGAACGAAGGCGGCAUUCGCGACGCCAAGACGACUAUGUCAGAAGCAGAAAUGUAUGCUAACGCCUUCUCCAUCAGCAUCGCUGGGUCCGAAGGCACAGCAACGACUCUAUCUGGUGCUACGUUCCUCCUAUUGCGACACCCAGACGCUCAUCGGAGGUUGGUCGACGAAAUACGCGGAAAUUUUGCUGCUGAGACGGACAUCACAGCAUCGAAUACGGCCGAAAAGCUCCCCUUCCUCAGUGCCGUUCUGAAUGAGUCGGUACGCCUAUACCCACCGGUCGCUAUCACGCUCCCACGCCGUGUACCCGCCAAUGGGGAGGUUAUUGACGGCCGAUUUGUGCCCGCUGGCUAUACCGUGGGUGUGAAUCACUUGGCAUGCUACCGCUCGGGCUCUAAUUUCGAAGACGCAGGCGCAUUUCGGCCUGAGCGGUGGCUCGAUGGAUGUGGUACCGAUUCCCACGAAUGCUUCAAGCCUUUUUCACAUGGCCCCCGUGCCUGUCUUGGGAAGAACUUGGCCUGGGCCGAGCUCAGGCUCAUUCUGGCACGCGUGCUGUGGAGGUUUGACAUGGAACUUGUUGAAACGAAUGAGAAUCUGAGCUGGCUAGAUAAUCAGAAAAUUUGGGGAUUUUGGGCGAAGCCUCCGCUUCUCUGUAGGCUCGUACCAGCUCGCAAAUAA
Molecule: messenger RNA, 1551 nt
Organism: Pochonia chlamydosporia 170
Lineage: Eukaryota; Fungi; Ascomycota; Sordariomycetes; Hypocreales; Clavicipitaceae
Product: benzoate 4-monooxygenase cytochrome P450
Exons: 4
Coding region: 1-1551 (516 amino acids)
Molecular function (GO): heme binding; monooxygenase activity; iron ion binding
Source: RefSeq, a predicted model, not a curated record